Molecule: messenger RNA, 612 nt
Organism: Fusarium venenatum
Lineage: Eukaryota; Fungi; Ascomycota; Sordariomycetes; Hypocreales; Nectriaceae
Source: RefSeq, a predicted model, not a curated record
AUGUCAUUCAGAAUCCCUCUCAGACGUUUCACCAACCUGGAGCUUGGCUCUCUUCUUAUUCACAAGCAAGAUAUUCUCACUCGAGCAAACUUCUCCCGACCUUCACAGCGACUACUCAGCAGUUCACGACCCCUCAAAAUGUCCAACGACGACGAUUACAUGGCCUUCUUAAACAAGGCGAACCAGGAUACCGGCGCAAGCGCCUCGACACAAGACAAGACAACUUUCAAGGCAAAGGACCACGGUGCUGAGGUACCUAAGGCCAUUGUCGAUGUAUGCAAAAAAGCCGUCUACACAUCUGACGCAGACGAGCCCUUUGAAGAGGUGUCUCUCAAGUGGCAGGGCAAGAACGGUCUACCCACAGAGACCGAAUUUGCCAAGCUCAUCAACCACUCCUCUCCUGACUCGGCAGAAAUCCAGAUUCUAGACCCUCUGAGCUGGGACUCCCACGGCAAAUACACCGACGUCAUCGAGGCUGUCCGCGAAGCCUCUCAGGGCAACGACGUGCGAGUCUAUCAGGUAACAAGAGACUCCACGAGAAUAGAGUAUUGGGUUAUUUCGCACGCUGAUGGAAAGCUCAUUGGUGCCAAGGCCCUUUCUGUUGAGAGCUAA